ACGUUGGUAGGAGGGUCCAAUUCCAUGGAAGGACGAGUGAUGGUAUGGCACAACGGCUCAUUUGGAAGAGUUUGUCCUGAUGGUUUUGGACAAGAAGAAGCUCAUGUAGUGUGUCGUCAAUUAGGAUUUAACAAUGAUGGUGGUGAUCCUGAUAUUAAUGUUGAUUUUGGUAAAGGAUCAGGUCCCAUUCUGGUAUCUAAUAUUAAUUGUAAAGGAAAUGAGUCAUCUUUAUCCAACUGCAAACAUCCAGAAUUUAGAUUCGGAGAAUGCAGUGGCACACCUGAUGCCUCUGUCGUUUGUAAAUUUGUUCCAAUGCGACUAGUAAAUGGAUCAGGACCACAUGAAGGAAGAGUGGAGGUGUUUGAUAGAAGAGAAUGGAAAACAGUUUGUGAUUAUCAAUGGGACGAUAAAGAUGCAUCUGUUGUUUGUAGACAACUAGGAUAUAAUGGGACAGGAGCAAUAAGUAAACACCGCGCCUAUUUUGGAGGGGGACGUGGCAAUAUAGUGUCCAGCGUACAAUGUAAUGGAAAUGAAGGGUAUUUUACUGACUGUAAAUAUCGUUAUGUUAGCUCGUGUAGUCAUACUAGAGACUCGUCUGUAAUAUGUACAGUUUUAACUUUGGUAGGAGGAUCCAAUUCCAUGGAAGGACGAGUGAUGGUAUGGCACAACGGCUCAUUUGGAAGAGUUUGUCGCGAUGGUUUUGGACAGGAAGAAGCUCAUGUAGUGUGUCGUCAUUUAGGAUUUAACAAUGAUGGUGGUGAUCCUGAUAUUAAUGUUGAUUUUGGUAACGGAUCAGGCCCUGUUCUGGUAUCUAAUAUUAAUUGUAAAGGAAAUGAGUUAUCUCUAAGUGCCUGCAAACAUCCAGCAUUUAGAUUCGGAGAAUGCGGUUGCACACCGGACGUCUCGGUCGUUUGUAAAUUUGUUCCAGUGCGACUAGUAAAUGGAUCAGGACCACAUGAAGGAAGAGUGGAGGUGUUUGAUAAAAGAGAAUGGAAAACAGUUUGUGAUUAUCAAUGGGACGAUAAAGAUGCAUCUGUUGUUUGUAGACAACUAGGAUAUAGUGGGACAGGAGCAAGAAGUAAAAUAGGCGCUUAUUUUGGAGAGGGACGUGGCAAUAUAGUGGCCGACGUACAAUGUAAUGGACAUGAAGGGUAUAUAACUGACUGUAGAUAUAGAUCUGUUAGCCCGUGUCGUCAUAAUAGAGACGUGUCUGUAAUAUGUAACGUCACUGUUACUUUUACAUUUGUACUUCAGAAACUUCCAAAACUACCAAUAGCCCGUUAGCAACUACCAAGACUAUAGAAUCAUCUGUACAAUCUUCUACCAUUCCCGAAGAUAUACCAGUAGGCUCUCCACCAAAUUGCAAACCAGGGGUUCAUGAAUUUGAAUUUAAUAUAAAAGCUGGCGAACCGUCCUGGGGCAAUCUGUGUAUGGACAUUGGUUCAUUUGAUAGCAGUUCGCUGUGUUCUGACGACGACGAUGCUUUAAUAUUUAGCAUCAAUGAAGAUCCAUUUGGUUUCUUUAAAUUGUUUAAACUCGUAAGGAAUAAACAAAUACUGAAGCCAUGUUUGCGCUUUACAGCGCUAGACCAGAUACAAGAAGCCAAAGCACCGCUUACCAUAAUAGCAAAGGAAGAUUCUUCACAGGGUAGAACAGCAACCCUAAACAUAUUGAUAACAUUUAAUCGGCCACCAACAGUUGCAAAUAGAAUUAUUAACUGGAUUGUAAAUAUUGCUGAACUUGGCGCACUCGAUGUCAUAAAGCAAUCACAGGCACAGGAUUCUGGUAGUAUAACACUCACUUCUGUUAAUUACCAAGAGAAUAGUUUGGUUUCUGCAACCAUUCACAAGAAUAAGCUGUACCUGAACCAUGGGAAAAAUAGCACUGAUAAUGAUAUGAAAAGAAUAGUCAAAUUGCAAGUCAAAAUGUCAGACGAUGGUAUACCAAGUUUAUCAACAAAUGUAACAGUACAAAUAGUUAUAGUAAGGUUAGAAUGCACUUCAACUAACAAGAUGGCGGUAAAUAUCGGAGAACUUCAGAGUGUUAAAACUCUUCCAAUUGGCCAGAUUAAUUGUGCGGCUUCUAGAGGAUAUUCAAUCCGUUAUGAUGGCAUACACACAGCACUGCAACAAGGACUUGAAUUGAGCUUUCAUGAUGGUAUAGUGAGUAUAAUUCAAGAUGGCGUCACCACAAUUAUGGCUAAAACAAAAUUCAUCGUUGUUAAUGUGAUGAUGGUUCAGUUCCCGUCUAUACAUGUCAAUGUUAAAUUUCAAUUAGAAUUUGCAUUUUAUGGAAUAAUGAGGUUCCAAUCUACAUACAUAUCUUGGACAAGAGAACUAACAGAUAAUUCAACCAUGGAAUACAGAAACCAAGUAAAGAAUGUUACAGACAUGAUAAGUAAAGUUGUAGAUAAAUCAGUUAGCGUGCAUAUAAUACAGUUCAGGCAAGAUUCUUGGGUAGAUGUUCACCUCACAUGUUCUAGCCAGGCCGUUUGUAAAAAGAUCGAAUCGUUACUUCUGCACCCUGCUAGUUUUAACGAUUCUGGGAUUCGCCGUGGGCGAGUCCAUUUUAAUAACAGAAGUAGCCAUAUAUUUGUUCCAACUCUCAAAAUAUUGAACAAGGCAAAACACAUCCUGGGUGGCGAUACUGUUGUCUUCUGUGAGGCUGAUGUUAUAAAGCCAGUUGGUUCGGUUUCUGUGGAAUGGACAUUAGAUGGUGCCGUUGUUCGACCUUUGUUUUCAUCAAGAUUUCAAAUCUCAACCGGAUUUGAGUUCCCGUGGCGAUUACAGUCUAAUUUAACAAUUACAAAUAUUACAAUGAUAGACCAAGGUACAGUACAAUGUCAUAUUAGUGACCUAAGUCGUUAUGGAAAAGUUGGGAGUAUUCCUUUGGCAAUUAUUUUUCCCCCAACUGUCGGUGUUCCAAAAACCCAGUAUGUCAGAUGUGGUAUAAGCAUCAACUUAAAGUGUGAAGUUUUAAAACCAGUCGGUGUAUAUACAACUUUGAUGUGGAUAAAGGAUGGAAUUAAUAUACAAAAUGGUUCUGAUUUGAACAGAGUCGUGGCCAGGGAUACCAAUUUAACAUGUAUUGGAUCAAACAUAGCCGGUCGGGGUAAAGGCAACACAACCAAAAUAAUUAUCAUUAAAGGACCGCUAACCUGUCCACGCGAUACCGACGAAAGAGGAACACAUUGGUCGGAAGCGUCACCAGAUGCCACAGCUGAACAGUCUUGCCCAUUGGGAUACGCAGGUAGUGUAUCUAGAUAUUGUAAUAGCGAUGGGAAGUGGUUGACGGAAGAUUACAGUUCAUGUAUUCAAGCAUCAUUGACAACCAUCAUGAAUCAGAUUGAACAGGUAAAAGCCGGAAUUGUUGUGUCCGAACCCGAUAAGUUGCUAGCCAAUCUGACCAAAAUAACCAAACAAUCUAAAUUAGAGAAGGGCGAAAUUCUUCAUAUGAUAAGUGCUAUGAAAACCCUGACACAAAUUACAAAUGAAACAACCCAAAACUCGCCCUCAGCCCAGAAUAAAACUAAACAUUUUGCUAAGGAAUCAGUAAUACUGGUCAGCGCAUUAUUUGACUCUGAGCAAUCUGAAAAUAUGAAGACACUUGAAUACGAGAAUAGCAGUAUAAUCCAAGAUUUAAUGGAAACGAUGGACAAAGUGAGUAAACUAGUUGGGGAAAAUCUACCGGAUGGAAACUCCGAGACAUUUCAAUCCGAAAAUAUUGGGUGUCCUUUUUUUCAUCUUUCACUGUGGCCUGAACAAAAAGGUGAGGGAGGGCUUGGCCAUACAUCAUCGACUUCUUUCAGGACCAUCAAGUUCAAGGUCAAUGUCUGAAAAUAUAGGCUGCUUUGCAGGAAGUGACGUAACGGAAAAAACUGAAACUAAUUCUGGUGCUCCUAAAUAUGGUGAAACAUUUGCGGAUUAAACACUGGGCAAUGAUGAUCUUUCAUCUCCCGUGGUCAUUGAAAUGUAAAUUGGUAUAACCCAAGAAGAAGGGAUGGCCAACUUUUGAUAAAAAUACCUUAUUGUAUUCCGAACUGCUCUUCAACAGACUUGUAAUGAGGCUUGAUAUUGAUUUUAUUGAUGAUUAAUUGCACGGUAUUUUGUUUUUAUUAUUUAAUUGUUCUUAAAAGCACUCACAAGGCCUUUAUAAAAAAUGUAUAAUCCCAGUUAAUCUGAUAUUAUUAUUGUUAUAUAUAUAUAUAAGAUAAGAUCUGGUUUUAAUUCGCCUCUGACCAAGUUAAUUUGAUUUGAUUUUAUUUAUAUCUAAUAUUGUUAUAUUUCACCUUAUAUUAUAAUGUGUAGCACCAUGGGCCUUUAUGUCUGACGUGGAGAGCGGAAGAUGUCAGACCGGUCGCCACAUCCUACAUACGACCCAUGCAUCUUUUCUUACUACAUAUUUCUGUAGCCUUGUGAUCGUCUAGAAUUUGUCUCUAGCUGUUUUUACUCCUGCUUCUGUUUUCUUAAAACGUUUGUCUUACCAGGAAUAACAAUGCAACAAUACAUGUAUACAAGUAUAACACAGAUUACAAUACUAGCUAAAACCAUUUCUCCACCCUAUAUAGCCAGCCUAGCGGCUAUCUAGGAACUCAGAUGGAACCUCUCUGGAAUCUAAUGGAAGUCCAACUUAAAAUUUUACUAUGAUUUCUUUUAUAAGACUCAUGCAUAUCACGCACAGAAAGCUUGUUCAUGACCCUGAACCGGUGCAAUUAACGAUAUGAUUGGUUACUUUAAGCCAAAUAGUGCAAUUAGAAUAAUUCGACUCACGUGUAAUCUCGUGGUAUUUUAUUGACACAUACAACUAGCUAUGCUUUGGCUCUAUAACUCUUUUUAUGUGUCAACUGUCAAUUACAGACUAAGUUGAUUUAGUACAAUUCUCUACCAACUUGCCAAAGAUAUUAAUUAAUGAAAUAUACAGCUAUCUUAUUUCUCUAUUCCUUGCCUUUAAAUUUAUAAACAAUGUCGCAACGAUUAUAUUGCUACAAAUGCCUUUGAUCAACACAAUGCUUAUGCAAUAUUAAUGUACUGCACCUAAAUAAUCAAACUGAUCAGCAGUGAAUAUUUGCUAGGCCGCUACAAUCACUGAUAAGGAUGACAUCGAUACGGAUUAAUGAGCCACAAAUAUUAACUUUUUUUCCUUCGACAAAUUAAAUUCCAUGUAAAUAUUAUUUUUGGAUGUAAAAAUUAUUUCCUAUUUAGUGUAAAUGGCUAUUAAAAUGAGUAAAAGGCAACAUUCUGCCCGGACCAGUAAUGUCUUGUGUAAACAAUGCACGCGCCAUUGAGCCAAUGAUUGACGUCGCGUUAUAUGACGUCACGUGUUGAAGGGAGUCAUAUUUUACAGAGAUAUUAGAAGACUUUCGUAAUCCUCUGUGAAACAGAUUGCUACAUUUCACAAUACAAAUAUUCUGUACAUUAAUUUGAUAUUUUAAAAUUUAUAACUAAUAUUGUUUAUAUUUUUUACUUUAGAUUAUAAAGCUUUGAUCUACCUAUUUCUUUGGAAAAUAUUGAUGCACUGCACCAAAAUAAUACGUUAUGUUAGAUUUCGCUCUACAAAUAUUAUGUAACUUGUAGUUUACAUUUCUUAAGGAAUUCAUUUGAAAAUAAAACCCCAAAUAAAUGUAUUUACACAAUUUUAUAAUAUCCCGUCUUGUAAAUAUGGAUAUAUUUAUUAGGGAGUGAAACACUCUUCUUAUUAUUUAUAUAAUCACCAGCUAUAUAAAUUACUAAUUAUUAAUGGUUUUAAUUAAUUGUGAUCAUACACCAGGUUAAUAAUAAAAUCAUUUGGCUAUAAUAACUGUA
Messenger RNA from Patella vulgata (common limpet), 5801 nucleotides. RefSeq names its product neurotrypsin. The coding region runs from base 1431 to 3836 and encodes 801 amino acids. The transcript is spliced from 29 exons. Gene Ontology annotation, cellular component: membrane. The record is from RefSeq and is a predicted model, not a curated record. Gene Ontology annotation, molecular function: G protein-coupled receptor activity. Lineage: Eukaryota; Metazoa; Mollusca; Gastropoda; Patellidae.